AUGGGAAAAGGAGCUGCGAGGUUUGGAGGAAAAAGCGGGUUCCUGCCGAAACCACGGGAGAUUUUCAAACAACCGUACAAGCACGUUGUGUACCAGAAAGAGCCCGACACGGGGUACGCCGACGGGAUCUUGCAUCCUCGCGGCACAACAAGAGAGCUGAUCCGUCCGCCGGUGGUGACGCCCGAGGAGCGGCUUCUGCGCACGGCCAGGCCGCCUAAAAAGGUGCCGGGCGAGUCUGAGCUGCAAAAAAUGGCCGCCGAACAGCGCGCCAACAUCAAACAGGCCGAGCUCCGCAGAAAGUAUCUUGCCGAGUCGUACAAGACGGAGGUGAGCCGUCUGGAGAGACUGGAGGCCCAGGAACGCCGUCGGGCAGAGGAACAGGCCAAGGUGGAGCAAGCCGCACGCGAGUACAAGGCCUCGCACGCCGAGGUGUACACGAUGCCGACCGUCGAGAGCUAUUUGGACGGCCCUUUCAUACGGCCGCGCACAGAGGAGGAAAAGGAGGAGCUGAGACUGAAGCGGGAGGCGAACCGGCGGGCGCGGGAGCUGGAACAGAAGCAGGCACAGGCGGUGAAGCUGCUGGAAUUGUACAACGCGGCGGCGAAUUUUGCCGUGACGGAUGAAAAGCUCAAGGAGAUGGUGGACAGCGCGUUCUCGGACAGAAAGCUGCAGGCGGUGAAAGACAUGCUGAGCGUGGAUCUGAGCGGUCUGGGCUCGCAACCAAGCCCCGGCGAGUUUGACAAAACGGUUGCAGACGUGAUCCUGGGCACUGUGAACAAGGGUCCGUCGCUGGACGCUGUCGAGGACACGUUGAGCGGCUUUAACGAGCUGAUUUUGGAAACGGCACAGACAAAGAUGGAGGAGAAGAAGAUGGAGCUGAAGUUGAAGGCAGAGGAAAAGCAGAGACAGCUGCAGCAGCUCCAGGAGGAGAUUCUUCGCGAACGGGAGCAGAAGACUGAGGAGAGCGAGCAGAAGAAUGAAUAA
Molecule: messenger RNA, 984 nt
Organism: Ogataea parapolymorpha DL-1
Lineage: Eukaryota; Fungi; Ascomycota; Pichiomycetes; Pichiales; Pichiaceae
Exons: 1
Coding region: 1-984 (327 amino acids)
Source: RefSeq, a predicted model, not a curated record